AAAAGAAAAAUCAAAGGUGGCAAAAAUGGCGGCCAUGGCUAUAACCAAAACAGCAAUACUAAACCUUUCAAAGUCAUUUUCCCAGAAAUACCCCUCCCUCCAUCUUCACCACAAGGUUUCUAGGGUUUCCUUCACUUCCGCUUCCCGAUUUCCCGAGGGACGAACGGCGGAAGAUGACCGGAGAAGAGAGUACAGUCCGUACAACGCCGACGAAUCUGUGGAAGAACCCCAAGACGAAGUCAGGAAAACCAUGGACAAAGCUAAAGACAAGACUCGAGAAUUGAAGGACAAAGCUAAGGACAACACCGGCGAAAUGAAGGACAAGGCGAGCGGCGCCGCCGCGAAGGCCGGCGACAAAGCUAGAGAAGCCAAAGACACGGCGGCCGGAAAAGCCAAAGAAGCCAAGGACAGUCUGGCAGACGCCGCCCGCGAUGCAAAGGAGAAGGUGACGGAGAAAGCAAACGAGAUGAACGAGAAGACGAAGGAGAAGCUGGGCCCCAUGGCCGACAAGGCUUACGAGAUGAAGGAGAAUACGAAGGAGUCCGCCGGAAACAUGGCGGAGAAGAGGAAAGAGCAGGCCCACGCGGCCGAGGACAAGGCGAUGGACGCCGCCGGAGCCGCCGAGCAGAAGAUGAAGGACGCGGCGCGAGGCGCGAAGGAGACGACGAAGGGUGUGGCGGGGAAGGUGGCGGAGACGGCGGAGAGCAUAACGGAGAAGGCGAAGCAGACGGUGCAGGGCGCGUGGGGUGCGGCGAAGGACACGACGCAGAAGAUUAAGGAGACGGUGGUGGGGAAAUCGGAGGAGGAUGACGUGGAUGAUUAUAUAGAGGAUCAUGUGAAGAAGCAGGCGAGAGAAGAUUGGGAGAAGGUUAUGGAUGAAGAUGCGGUGGACUCCGGGCAAAGGUCGGCGGAGAAACAGGACCAGAACAAAUAUUGAAACGACGGCGUUUUGUUUUGUCGUAC
This is a messenger RNA of Erythranthe guttata (spotted monkey flower), 963 nucleotides long. RefSeq lists its product as uncharacterized. NCBI's taxonomy places the organism in Eukaryota, Viridiplantae, Streptophyta, Magnoliopsida, Lamiales, Phrymaceae. The record is from RefSeq and is a predicted model, not a curated record.